This is a messenger RNA of Penaeus vannamei (Pacific white shrimp), 1966 nucleotides long. RefSeq lists its product as uncharacterized. NCBI's taxonomy places the organism in Eukaryota, Metazoa, Arthropoda, Malacostraca, Decapoda, Penaeidae. The record is from RefSeq and is a predicted model, not a curated record.
GCGGCUGGGUGGGCCGAAGGGGGCGUGGUCAGCCUCGUGGAAGGGUUGUCACGGUUGCUGCAAAAAGGUUAGCGGGGCGAGAGUUCUUCGAGUAUAUAAGAGUGCGAUGCAGCUGCAUAGCUAUCAUCCUCCACCAUGAAGCUCCUGAUCUUCAUCUCCGCCUUCUUGGCCAGUGCAUCUGCUGCCCGCCUGGGCUAUUCUCAGCCGACGCCCACCGGCCCCUCGCUUUCCGUGGGCGGCCUUGAUCAGUCGCCUCCCUCUGCCCCGCUCUCAGACGACCGCUUCACUCAGCCUACACUAGAUAACGUCGCGCUCCCUGCUAACGGAUACAGCCAGUCCACGCCCAUCGCCGCUGCUAUUCCUGAGGGUGGGUUCGCGCCCUCGAGCUCUUUCGACAGUGGAUUGAGCCAGCCUGCAUCAGGCGGUGUCUCCCUUCCUGAGAUUGGAUUUGGCCAGACCUCUCACAAUGGCCAGACUCUUCAGGAAAGCAGCUUUGGACAACCAACUGGUGGUCUAACUGCUCCUGCGGGCAAUUGCAGAGAUGGAGAAGUCUUGCAUGUUGACGGAACCUGCGUUGUUCCUGAAAUUACUCGCAAGGUGUUUCUCUACAGCAUCCCUGAGGGCUCUCAGCAAUUCAGCGGACCGCCGCCAAGCAUUCCACCACCAAAGGUCGAGCACAACAUCCUCUUUGUCCGUCUUCCUGAAGGAGGUGUAGGUCCAGAACCUAUUAUCAUCCCUCCACCAAGGCAGAACAACAUCGUCUACGUCCUCAAUAAGAUGAAUGGUCAGGAUCAGCGUGUUAUCGAAGUGCCAGCUCCUCCGCCCUCCGAUCCCGAAGUUUAUUUCGUCUCGUACGGCGAGGGCGAAAAUCCGACUCUGCCCGGAGGCAUCGACCUUCAGACUGCUCUUGGCUCAGCUGUCUCCGCCGCAGGUCAAAUCGUCGGCAGCACCGGAGACAUUGAUGCCACUGGUGUUUCCAGUACCUCUGGAUUCUCUGGAACAGUUGACUUCAAUGUCAAUCAAGAAAGUGUUAAUUUCGACGGUUCCUUAGGAGUAAGAGGUGAUGCUGAUGGUGUCUUUACUGCUGACAAUGUAAACAGUGGUUUCGCUAACGGUGACGGCGGAUUUAGCACUGGGGGACAGGGUCUGACUGGAAUCUCAGGCAACAACUUCGAAUUCUCAGGUGAUCACGCAGCCACCAUUGACACACAUGGUGGGUUCGCUGGUAAUGCCGGCGGUUUCUCGAACAACAAUGGUAUCUCAACUAGCAACGCAAACGGUAAUAACGAUUACUCUGGCAAUAACAGUGGUUUUACUGGCAACAACGGUGGUAUCUCCAACAAUGGUGGUUUUUCAAACAUCAAGGGUAGUUUCUCCAACGACCACAGUGGUUUUACCGGCAACAACGGUGGUUUCUCCAACAACAACGGUGGUUUCUCCAACAACAAUGGAGAAUUCUCCAAUACCGCAAGUGGAGCCUCGAAUAACAACGUUGGAUUUUCAAGUACCACUGAUGGAUUCUCCGGUAACAGCGGCGGAUUUUCCAGCAACACUAACGGCUUCUCUGGAAACGGCGGUAGUAACGGUGGGUUUUUGGGGAAUAGCCGUGGCUUCCCUGAAAACGCUGGCCCUUUCUCCGGGAACAACGUCGGAUUCCAAAGCAGCAGCGCCGGAUUCUCUGGAAGCCAGCCCUCAGCCAACAACGGAGGACUGAUAAGUGAGAAUGGAUUUAACGGCAACAACAACCGUAUUGUUUCUGCCCCUUUGGCCCUUUACUCAAGUCCCUAAGGUAACUUGGUGUGUAUUGUUUGAAAGUAAUUCGCGAGUCAUGGAUAACACUUCGAAAAAAUACCGAACCUUAACGAACCUUAAUUUAAUAUGCAGUAUUUAAAAUUUUUGUUUCACUUUAUCUAGUCAGAUAAGAAAAAAAUGUUUUGUAGAGAUUGCCAAUAAAACCUGAAUGAAA